CAGAAACAAAUUUUAAUAAACGUGUAUGAUCGAACUGUAAUGAAUUGUCAACCAAAACGAAUCUAUCUAUCCAUCUGAAUAUUCUGAAUCUGAAUAAAGUUCAAAAAUUUUCGACAAAAUUUAGUUGAAUAGAGAUUAUUUUCAAGUUGAAUUACUGUGAUUGAAUAAACAUUCAAUUAAAGGAUUAAAGCGGUAAUCUGAUAUCAUUUUAAGGAAAUAUGCAACAAAAUAUUAUUUGGACAAUAAUAUUAAUUGGUCUAGUAAGUGAUAGUUUGUGUAUUGUAUGCCCUGAAAACUAUUGCUCCCAAUAUCAGUGCAAGGAAGAGAUAUGUGGAGAAGGCCAAAUUAAAACGCUAGGAACUUGUGGCUGUUGUAAAGUUUGCUCAACAGUAUUGGAGGAAGGAAAAUUUUGUGGAUUCGUUGGAGAAAUAUUGAGUCCUGAACCACCAAAAGCAGUAUGUGCAGAAAAUCUUAUUUGUUAUAAUAAUAAAUGCCAAAAAGAAAAGGAUGUUGUUGCUGAAAUAGUAGCUUCUAACAGUGGAUAAUAUUUUACUCUACAUCAACUGAUUCUAUUAAUUUCAAGAAUACCAUUACAAGGCUUCAUCUAUAUUCCAUAGCUUCGCACUUAUUUUUUGACCAAAGGUUGAAUUUUGAAUUGAACCUGCAAUAAAAAACUGCCUAAUGAAUAUGUUUUGGUUUGAAGUAUGAGGGGCCAAGUCAAAAACAUCUCCUGUCGCAGAGAAUAUGGUUUGGUUAUUUGUUCUUAACGAUGAGAAGGCAUUUUUGCAAUUGGAAAAAAUUGUAUCGAUAAAAACAAGAGCAGUUGUAUUGGGACAGAACAUGCACGUAAACACUCCCACACAACAGUUGGGCUGAAAAAUUUCAUUUCAUCAUUCGCCUUCGGGGGUGAUUCUAUGAAUAUAGUAGAUGAAAUUUUGCCAUCGUUUUCAUUGAUUUGUGACGCAGUGCAUUAUUUUAAUGAAACAUCAUUUUCUUUUUCUUCAGAUGGGUCCGUUUUUCUGCACACCAUUUCAUUGUCUUUCUUAUUACACAAAUUCUAUCUUAAUAUGCACUGUUUGAGGAAGAAAACUAAUGAAAAAAUAAAUUAAAUUUUUUUCAUAUGUA
Molecule: messenger RNA, 1125 nt
Organism: Leptinotarsa decemlineata (Colorado potato beetle)
Lineage: Eukaryota; Metazoa; Arthropoda; Insecta; Coleoptera; Chrysomelidae
Product: fungal protease inhibitor-1
Biological process (GO): negative regulation of peptidase activity
Molecular function (GO): peptidase inhibitor activity
Source: RefSeq, a predicted model, not a curated record